Messenger RNA from Caenorhabditis remanei, 294 nucleotides. RefSeq lists its product as uncharacterized. NCBI's taxonomy places the organism in Eukaryota, Metazoa, Nematoda, Chromadorea, Rhabditida, Rhabditidae. The transcript is spliced from 2 exons. Bases 1 to 294 code for a protein of 97 amino acids. The record is from RefSeq and is a predicted model, not a curated record.
AUGCCCGGUCCGAACCCUGACCAGCUGCGAAACCUGUCCAGACGCCUUAUAAGGAUUCUAUGUGGCCGACGUCUUCCGCAGACAUGGAAUACUGUAUUGGUGUUGCUAUCGAUUCAUAUGUACCUAACAGUUCCUGUUAUUUUAGCGGCUGGGAUUAAUGAGAAUCGGAUAGGUCUGCUCCGCCCAUUCCGAGAAAUCCAGCAACGAGGCAUUCUUCUUGGUGAAAUUGAUGAUGAUCUACUCGAUUUGUUCUAUGAGAGAUGUGAUGCCGAGAGGAUGAGUUAUCAUCCAUAA